This is a messenger RNA of Chaetura pelagica (chimney swift), 1152 nucleotides long. RefSeq names its product interleukin 13 receptor, alpha 2 (gene IL13RA2). Gene Ontology annotation, biological process: cytokine-mediated signaling pathway. The transcript is spliced from 9 exons. Gene Ontology annotation, cellular component: external side of plasma membrane. Gene Ontology annotation, molecular function: cytokine receptor activity; protein binding. NCBI's taxonomy places the organism in Eukaryota, Metazoa, Chordata, Aves, Apodiformes, Apodidae. The coding region runs from base 1 to 1152 and encodes 383 amino acids. The record is from RefSeq and is a predicted model, not a curated record.
AUGGCUCCCUGGCAGCUUCACGCUCUCUCCGUGGCUCUGCUCUGGGGCUGCGUGGCCUCUUCCUCCUCCUCCUCCUCCUCCCACCCCACAGUUGCUCCCCCACAAGAUCUUCAGAUCACUGAUCCUGGACUUCUAGGUUCUCUCGAUGUAGAGUGGAAACCUCCACCCAACAUACAAACCUUCAGUGAAUGCACAGUGAAAUACAAGUUUGAAUACAGAAACACUGGGGACAGAGACUGGAAGGUUAUUUUUACUAGGAAGCUAAAAUUCAGAGUUGGAUUUGACCUCAGCAGGACUGCUGAAGUGAAGGUACAGACAUUGCUGGAAGGACAGUGUACUGACAACGUGGAGGUGCAGAGUGACUGGGUUUAUGCUACCUUUCAGAUCCCACUGCAAGGGAAGCUGGAAUCAGAGGUUCAGAAUUUCCACUGCAUCUAUCAUGACUGGGAAUACCUCAAGUGCACUUGGCAACCAGGUCUUCUCGCUCCUCGUGGUGUACAUUAUGGGCUGUAUUAUUGGUAUGAGGGGCUGGACCACGCAGCCCAGUGUGAUGACUAUAUUCAGGACCACGGGAUAAACAUUGGCUGCAUGUUGCAAAAUCUGAGCCAGGCAGAAUAUAAGGACCUGAGCAUCUGUGUCAACGGGUCAGCAGCAGCCACCGUGUUACGGCCGCUCUAUGUCACCCUGCGCCUUCACAACCUAGCAAAACCCUCACCCCCGAAGCAGCUGGUGGUUUCCAUGUCUGCAGCAGAGGAGCUCCAGGUGGCUUGGAGCCCACCAGGUGGUGAAACACCUCCCCAGUGCCUGGAGUACGAGGUUCAGCUGGCAGAAGAUCAUGGGGAGGCCGAGGCUGCCUGGGUGUCUGUGCCAACCCAACUGGAGACUUCUCUAACAAUUUCCAGGGAAAACCAAAGCCAGGUUUCAUGUGUUCGAGUCAGAGGGAGAACAAACAUUGUCUGUGCUGACCAGGGCUUUUGGAGUGAAUGGACACAGGAAUGUUUCUCUGUGUCCAGAAAAGAGGACCAGCAGCUACUUAUCCUCAUUCCAGUCAUCCUGAGUUUGUCAAGUAGCCUCUUAAUAUUUAUGUUGAUUGGCCAGUGCAAGAAAAGAUCCCCAGCAGGAAAGCCAGUGCAUGCAUUGGCAGGAUGCUAA